CUGCUUGUGGCUUGGCGGAUGCUAGAACCUUAUCAAGAGCUAGAUGGACUCACGACUUUCUCUAAAGGGAGAAUUAUGGUUAUGUAGAAAGAAACAAAUAGUAAAAUUCAAACUUUAUGCUACAAAGCUUAUCCAUCGUGGGAAACUUGCACAAGCCUGGGAAUAGGUGAUAGUAAAUUGAUUCUAAAUAGACAAUGGGAACAGAAUUAAUCAGGUUGAGAAACACCCUGUGAUGGUUAAAGUGACAACGCUUAUUUUCUCCGCUCCUGACAGCGAAACAAAUAUCACCAAAUCGCCCUCAUUUCCAUGGUAUUUACUCAUGUAUUCGCAUGGGGAUUAACAACAGGCGUUUUAAGUGCACAGACCUUUCAGGUAGUUCAAUUGAUGUUUCACGAGGAUUUGCUUUUUAAUCCUUGUGCAUACAGAUGUCGGGAUAAUCACUGACAAUAUUUAUAGCAAUGCGAAUUUGCAGAAAAACUUUCCACUCUUUGUGAAUUACCAACUCAACAUUAAUAUUACUUAAUUUAAGCAAUGUUUCCUUUUAUUUUGAAUUUCUAUCGACUAUAUUACUGGCAUUGUAAAUGUGGCUAAAUAUGCUUUUUUAUUGCUUUUCUUCCGCAGACGCAGACCAGCUUGAAAGUGCCGGCGGCUCUUGGGUGAGCCCCUCAGGAUGUGCCGUGUGGCUAUUUCUGCAACAAUAAGAUGAACAACUUUGAGUGUUUGUUAGGUCCACAGCAACAUUGUACCAUAGCAGUGGAGAUGGUAACCCAGACAGUAUGCAGUUUGUUUUCCUUCUGACCCCAGAAAUUUGGAUUACUCUCUGGUAUAGGAAAUCUUCAUUCAUUUUAUCUGUGGGAAUUGAUAAAUUGUAGGUGAGAAAAUACUAACGGACUUCGUAAGAUUUUCUCGACAUGGAGGAGACUUUCUCCAUCAGCGAGUGGAACACCACGUACAACAUAUCGUGCUGCCCUGAUGCUCAAACAAGUCUGCCAUGCAGCUGCAGUAGCAACACCAACGGUAGCGACAACAGCACGUACCCUGGGAGUGGGCCUAUGCCGAAGGUGAUGGGCCCCCAGUUGUACCAGUACAUCUACAUCACCGUGAUCAACGCCAUCGUCUUCAUUGUGGGCAUCGUGGGCAACUCGCUGGUGAUCCAGGUCUGGAUAUCUUUAUCAGACCCAAUGCGUCAUUUUCGUUUCACUUCCAUCCAGGUGGUAGCCAGAACGAGAUCAAUGCGCAAGCGGAUGAACUACUUCCUGGUGAGCCUCAGCGUUGCAGACCUGCUCGUCUUAGUAGUGUGCCUGCCCAUAGCUCUGUUGGAGUUCUACGGCAAGGAUAAGUGGCUCAUAGGAGAACCCAUGUGCAAGAUCGUGCCAUUCCUAGAGAAUGCCUCCCACCACUGCUCGGUACUCACCUUGGUAGCCAUUGGCUUCGAGCGCUACUACGCCAUCUGCCACCCACUGAAGGAGACGCGUGGAGCGCGUGUGGCAUCUACCAAUGUGCUCAUCCCUGCUGUCUGGGUUAUUUCAGUUGCCGUGUCCUUGCCUUUUGCGCUCAUCAGCCACAUCAAGGUCGUGCCCUAUUAUGACGGGACGCUUGUGGAGGUAUGCCGAACCAACAUGGACUCAGAGCUAUCUCGAGCUUACAUCAUCUUCAUCUUCACCGUGUGCCUGGCUCUGCCACUGGUGGUCCUGACGGUGAUGUACACGGCGAUCAUCAUGACACUGGCCGCUAGCACCAUGGCCGGGGCGGCUAGUGUGGGGCCAGGGGCGGCGUCCACCGCGCCCAGAGCCUCACGGGGGAGCUUAGACUCCAAGGCUAGUGUCAGUUUUAACACGAGCGGGCGCCUCAGUCUGCAUUCUGACUCGAACGACCAAGUGAGGAACGCUCGGGCUAUUGCUAGCAGAAGACAAGUAGUGCGCAUGAUGAUGGCGGUUAUGGCGCUUUACUUCCUGUGCCUCUUGCCCAUGCGUAGUGUGCAAUUGUGGGUGGUGUUUGGGCCUAAAGAGGACCUCGAGUCGUUAGGGUUUGAAGGAUAUCUAAAUCUUAUUAACUGCAGUCGCAUUCUCAUCUACGUCAAUAGCGCGGGAAAUCCAAUUAUCUAUGGCCUUCUCAGCGCAAACUUUCGCACAGCUUUCCGCCAGUCUUGUUUCACAUGCCGCCACAACCGCCGGAACAGUCUGAGCUAUAACACGACGUAUUACAACAACAACCACCAUUAUCACUACUACCUACAUAGCCAUGGUACUCCCAGCCAUGUAGGUCAAAACAACCAAGUUUCUCAGAGCAUGGCGUCGUUUCCAUCUCACCGGACAAAUGUGUCAGCCAAGUCGAAAAUGACUACGCAGUCCACAACCGCAUCUCCGACACUAGAGCAAAGGAGACUAUCUAGAAAUGGCGUUGGGAUUGGUGUCAAUCCGAGGGACCUUCUUCUGAGGAGACACAAAAGUUUUGACGCGGAUAAGGAAUGUACGAUAGACACAGAAGUGGCAGGAACGCCCGACAGUCAAAAGAAUGGAGCGCCUGUCACAUACGUCUAGGUUAUGUGCAGAAUCAGGAAAAGAAAUGAAGAGCAAUGGCAGCAGAUGUGUCUCGAAUGGCUCAACAUCCACCUCAUUGGUUCAAAUGAAUGCAAGAGGGCUCGUAUUUCUGUAGUGAGAAAACUUGUGGUGUUCGUAAAUGGAUACAGUUGUGAAUGAAAAUCAUUGACAUCGAUCUUGUGCUUGCAUUAACAUAUUUUUUCCAUGUGACAACCUUAAACGUCUGAAAUAACUAAUUGUUUGCCCUAAAUAUCCCUAGCAAUUUUAAAAAAAGAUUUUAAAGUGUUCAACAUACGCCUUAGCUAGAGGUCAGAACUUGUGCGGGCAAAAACCUGGUUGAGACCUUUCACAGUCGCUAGACUGCAGUUUACCCGAGCAAAGACGAUUUCUCGUGAAGUGUGUCAAAUUCAACCUACAUGUGGUUUAAAUUGGAAGACCAUAUUUUGCCUAAAACGUUAUUUUUACGAUUCGUUUUUUGUCAGGUCUUGUUUAGAUACAACAGGAAAAAUACAAACGACAUAGAUCUAGUGGUUUCGUCGGAAUUUGUAUAUAAUGUAUCCUUUGUAACCUGUCAAAUUCGUUGUUCUUGAAUUUUAUUAUGACGUAUGACAGAAGGCAAUACCAUUCAAGUAUACUUUAACUUACAUUUUUGAUGCUAUUUCCAAUAUUUCUUAGAUAGUAUAUAUGUGGUUGUUGUUCGUCGACAGUAUUUAUCUAUUGAAUAAGAUAGUGAUUCUUUCCUAGAUAUCAACAAAGAAAUUGUUUGUAUGGAGGGGGAAAAUUGAAUUGGCAGUACGUAUAUUAGCCUCUGGACAAACGAAAUUUCCUGUUUUCUGUUCAUAUACAUGGAGCAUGGCAUGUUUCCCAGAUUCAGCUAAUUGAAACUUUCUAAAGACACACUCCGAUAUCGAGGUAUAGUUUUAAUGUGAUUUUUUUUUUUUAAUUUGAAGUAAAAAUAUUAUAGCGAAUAGUAACCGUUAGCAAAAAAAAAUAGUGUAAAACUAUUACUCGCGGGAUUCGGAUUCAUGUCUUUUGCACACAAUGGCGCAAAGCCUAACCAUUGCAAGACCAACCAGGAAGCUGACACAAAAGCUACUAUUACUACAGCCUUCGUUUAAAAACAAUUGGCUCGUUAAGACAGUACCUAAAAUCACACAAAACGACAUAACUAUACAGACGAUAUGACUUCAGGUUCGUCAAAAACAGCAUGUACAUAUAAUUAAAAGGAUAAUUAUUGAAAUCGGAGUCAAAGGUUCGCUCACCAAUGACAGCGCAAGAACGGUGAUUAAUUUAAAAGCCUUGAUGUGAGCAGUGUAAAGAAAAUAUUCUAGUCUCUUGCAUACGAGAGAUUAUGUGAUUGUAUUAAUAUUAAUAAGUGUGUUCAAUUGGUGCCCUUUUGGUUAUCGUUGUUAUUCUUGUCUCUUUAAUCAUAAUGUUUGUGUAUUCAAA
Molecule: messenger RNA, 3989 nt
Organism: Aplysia californica (California sea hare)
Lineage: Eukaryota; Metazoa; Mollusca; Gastropoda; Aplysiida; Aplysiidae
Product: QRFP-like peptide receptor
Exons: 4
Coding region: 912-2540 (542 amino acids)
Biological process (GO): G protein-coupled receptor signaling pathway
Cellular component (GO): plasma membrane
Molecular function (GO): G protein-coupled receptor activity
Source: RefSeq, a predicted model, not a curated record